Molecule: messenger RNA, 2240 nt
Organism: Erigeron canadensis
Lineage: Eukaryota; Viridiplantae; Streptophyta; Magnoliopsida; Asterales; Asteraceae
Product: KH domain-containing protein HEN4
Exons: 8
Coding region: 166-2109 (647 amino acids)
Biological process (GO): regulation of gene expression
Cellular component (GO): cytoplasm; nucleus
Molecular function (GO): mRNA binding
Source: RefSeq, a predicted model, not a curated record
AGCCGCGGGUAUACAGGAAUACAACAAUAACCUCGUCCAAAACUUGCAGACGACGGUGGUCGCCACCGUUUCCCACCAACCUCUUCUCUAUACAUACACAUAUUUCACUUGUAUCUGUAUAUAUAUCUCUAUAAUUCUACUCUAUAUUCUAUAUACUCAUCAUAUAUGGAUACACACACUCCUUUUCCAAACAAACGCCUCUUUGACCAUUCAACUGUUGACCAUCCUUCUUCAGCCUCCAAACGCCGUCAUCACCACAACCACCACCACCACCAUCUCCCAUCAUCUCCGGCCACACCUCACAACAAUCCAUUUCGAAACCCUAUCAAACUCUCUCCAGGAGAAACUCUGUUUCGCAUCCUCUGCCCUAGCUCAAAAACCGGCGGCCUUAUCGGUAAAGGCGGCUCCGUUAUCCGUCAAGUACGCGAAGAAACCGGCGCUAAGAUUCGUAUCGAUGAAUCUAUUCCAGGUUCUGAAGAGCGUGUCAUAUAUAUAGUUGCAUCUGAUUGUAGUAAUAACAGUAAGAAUGAUAGUAGUAAUGAUAGUAAUAGUAAGAAUGAUAGUAGUGAAAAAAUCGAUGGUGAGAAUGUGGAAUUUAGGAGUGGAGAGGGGUCGGAAUCGUUAGCGCAAAAGACGUUAUUGAGGAUUUUUGAGAGGAUAUUGAAAGUGGAUGAAGAGAGGAAUAAGGUGGUGUUGAAAGAGGAGAAUGAGAAUGAGGUUGGGGAAGGAGGCAGUGCGGGUGAGGGAAUACCGCAGGGGCCGGUUGUGUGUAGGUUGUUGGCUGGGAGUAAUCAGAUAGGAUGUGUGCUUGGGAGGGGUGGGAAGAUUAUCGAAAAGAUUAGGCAGGAGAGUGGUGCUCAAGUUAGGGUUUUGCCGAAAGAUCAGCUUCCGGAUUGUGCUUCCCCUGGCGAUGAGUUGAUUCAGAUGGCUGGAAAGUUUUUAGCAGUGAAGAAAGCCAUUCUAGCCGUAUCAAGCUGUCUUCAGGAAGCAGGCAACUCUGUUAGUAACAAGCCUGUGGGAAUGGUGCCUCAUGGAUAUGGUAAUGAACCCCACCACAGGAUGGGCAUGGAAGAAGAAGUUGUAUUUAGAUUGUUGUGUCCAGCUGACAAAGUUGGGAGUUUGAUUGGUAAAGGGGGUUCCACCAGAAGAGCAUUGCAGGCAGAGACUGGUGCAUCUAUAAAAAUAUCAGAUCCAUCAGCCGAAUUAGAUGAACGGGUGGUUGUAAUAUCUGCACUAGAGAGUUUAGAGCAAAGGCAUUCUCCUGCGCAGGAUGCUGUUAUGCGGGUCCAUGGUAGAAUUGCUGAGAUGGGAUUUGAACCUGGUGUUGCCAUUGUUGCUAGGCUUUUAGUACACUCACGCCAGAUUGGUUGUCUAUGGGGUAAAGGUGGCAUGAUUAUUUCCGAGAUGAGAAGAGUUACAGGUGCUAGCAUACAGAUAUUUCCUAAGGAACAGAUUGCAAAAUACGCCAUGCCUGGUGAUGAAGUUGUGCAGGUGAUUGGCAGCUUACCGUGUGUUCAGGAUGCUUUGUUUCAAAUCACAGGCAGACUUCGUGAAACCGUGUUUCCUAUGAAACCAUAUUUCCCAAAUGCUUAUAUGGGUCCUUAUCCAGAAAUGCCACCACCUUCAUUCAGGCCAAGGCAUGAUCCUGAACAUCCACCUAUUGGGCCUUUUGAACCUCCACCUCCUUUUUUGCAUGGUGUAGAUCAUGUUCGUCCAGAUUAUUCAUAUUCUUAUGGCAACGAGCGACCAGGAUAUGGUCCCCCGGUCAACAGGCACUUCCAGUCAGGUAGCAACAGGUAUGCAGGUGAAAUGACUGAAUUUGAAGGGGGCUUUGCAAAAGUUAAUGACCCAAGUGGAAGGAAUGAAAUGUCAGGAAUGCAAAUCAUAAAUGUUGAGAUUGUGAUUCCUGAGAAUUAUUUGGGGUGUGUAUAUGGCGAGAACAAGAGUAAUCUAGGUCAUAUCAAAGAGAUAUCAGGUGCAAAGGUGGCGAUACAUGACGAAGGAGGGCUAGUGGUAUUGACGGGUACAGUGGAUGAAACUCAUACCGCUCAGUGCUUGCUGCACGCCUUCAUCCUUUGUGAGCAGCACCUAACCCGUGUUGGUUUGUGAGUGGAAAUGUAGAUUGUAGAAUACAAAACAGAAAUAUGAAGUUAAAUUGAGAAAAUGAAGUAACCAAUACAAUUAUUGCUUUUUUCAGAGAGUUUAUUCAAUAUAGUGAAUUGUGGGUUACUGGUUAAAAA